This is a messenger RNA of Girardinichthys multiradiatus, 4536 nucleotides long. Its product is annotated as SPRY domain-containing protein 3-like. The record is from RefSeq and is a predicted model, not a curated record. Gene Ontology annotation, molecular function: protein binding. Lineage: Eukaryota; Metazoa; Chordata; Actinopteri; Cyprinodontiformes; Goodeidae. Bases 248 to 1483 code for a protein of 411 amino acids. The transcript is spliced from 11 exons.
ACGAAAAUACUACAUGGAAUUAAAUAAAAAAUAUAUACAUUUAAGAAAUGAAUUAAAUACAUUACAGUCACAGUUGUGGCAGUGCGUGGGUUAAAAAUCCCUCACAUUUAAUUGGUGGAGUAGGCGGGACUUCCGGGAGAGAACAGGUUGGACAUAAAGUGUCAGACUUCACCUCCUGAAAUUAGGAAGAAAAACCCGAAGGACCACGCUUUGCGAGUCAUAAAACAGCUGGGGAUGAUUUUCAGACAUGGACGACAUAAACCUUCAUUAUCGCUUUCUGAACUGGAGGAGACGGAUUCGAGAAAUUCGUGAGGUGCGAGCAGUGCGGUACCGGGAUCGGUGGAGGAACAUGUUCAGAGAAGGUGACAUACUCAGGUAUCAUGGGGAUUCAGAUGAGGUUGGCUGUUUUGUGGCAGCGAGACCACUGUCAAAAAAGAGGCGCUAUUUUGAAGUGACUGUCAAUGAUACAGGAGUGAGGGGGAUGAUUGCUGUUGGUUUGGUGCCUCAGUCCCACAAUCUGGAACAUCAGCCUGGCUGGCUCCCGCACUCUGUAGCUUUUCAUGCUGAUGAUGGCAAGCUCUAUAAUGGGAGCACGGUUGGACAGCAGUUUGGUGCCAAAUGCUGCAGAGGGGACAAAAUUGGUUGUGGAAUAUCAAUUGUCUCUGACGAUGGACAGAUAACAGUGUUUUUUACCAAAAACGGUGAAGAAAUCGGCAGUGUUGAGAUCCCAGCAUCUCCUGAUGAUCUUUACCCUGCAGUGGGGAUGCACUCGUUGGGGGAAGAAGUGGUUUUGGACCUGAAUGCUGAAUGGAGGGUGGAGGAUGAUGAUGGACAGAUGAUAGUUGAUAGCCAUGAAGAGGACUGGAGCCGUCUCCAUGACAUCAAAGCGACUGGCACGCUGCUGGAGUACACAGGGAAAGGGAAGAGCAUCGUGGACGUGGGCUUGGCUCAGGCCUGUCGACCUCUCAACCCUCGCUUCCACUACUACGAGCUGGAGAUCACAGAUGCUGGAGAGAAGUGUUACAUCGCCCUGGGGCUGGCACGCAAGGACUACCCAAAGGACAAACAUCCAGGUUGGAACAAAGGGUCCAUAGCUUAUCAUGCAGAUGAUGGGAAGUUGUUCCACGGCAGUGGGGUCGGGGACCCCUUUGGGCCGCGCUGUUUUGAAGGAGACAUUAUGGGCUGCGGGAUUAUGUUCCCACGUGACUUCAACAUCGAUGGCGGAGAUGAUUUAGAUGACUGGGACUUCGAAGUGGCUUCUAGGCCCAGCGAGGUGCAGAACAACCUGUAUGCAAACAAUGACGAGGAGGAGGAGGAGGGCGAAGAUUUAGAGGGCAGAAAGGUCAUGGUGUUUUUCACACGGAACGGGAAGGUGGUGGGGAAAAGGGAAGUGUCCUUACCACCCAGCGGUUUCUAUCCCACUAUUGGGAUGAUGAGCACUGGGGAGAAGGUCAGAGUUGAACUGCACCCCCUCAGUGGUUGACUGAAACCAGAACGAAGACAAGUGAAAAUCUUCAAGAUGAUAAAUGAUUCCUCCAAAUCUUCACUGCACCUUUAUGGUGUAAACAUCACUUUACAUGCUGACUAAACACAUCCUAAAGUAAGAUCUUUAUAAGACAUUUGUGCCUAGAGAAACAGCUUUAUUAUGAAAUGAUUUUUGUACUGUAAGAAACUGUUGAAGCAGUCUGAUUUUGGAGGUAAAUGUUAUGCUUUUUGACUGUUUGAUCAAACAGUGUGAAUUUAAACAAAAUGCCAAAAAGGGGUCUGAAUGUAAAAGUCCAAAUGGAAAAGACCUCAAUGACCAAACCGAUCAGCAAUAAUAUAAAUAAGCAAAGCUGUCCUGGUUAAAAGAAAGUACACCCUCUAGUAAUUCUAGUGUUUUAAUGAGUUUCUAGAUCUAUUUAAAUUUAAUCUCAAGUGUACAAAACUAAAGAUGUGAUUUAUUUAUUACACAAUGAUGAAGCAGAAAUGGAAAAACCCUAGAAAUUAAAGGGGGUGUACUAUCUUUUAACCAUGACUACGAUGGUCCUUUACUGCCACCUAGUGGUGAGAGAGCUCAGUUUUCUAAGGAAGCAGCAGUGAGCCGGUAAUACUGCCUGCAGUGAUUCAGGCAGUGAGGGUCAUUUCAUGAAGUCAACACAGUAUGCUUGGAGGACGUUGUUUCAGAUAACUGAGGAAAUAAAGUGCAAUAACAAUUUGUGGAAAUCAAAACUAUUUUUAUGCUGGUUGUUAUCUUGCAAUAAAAAAGUGUAUCUUAAAGCUUUUAAACGAUGUUGUUUGAUCUGGUAUCAUUUCAUCCCAGCUGUAGAUGCUAUUGAAACAACCUAUAGCCUCAAUCCAGAAGAUUAGACUAUAUUGACGUGAGGAAAACAGACUUUGAUGUCCUCACUGAGCAGAUGGUGAAAGCAUUUUAAACUUGUAAACUCCACCAAGGUGAUACUAGACGAGGUUCAGCAGGAAUUAAAAUGCAAAACAAUCUGUGAAAUACUAACAAUUUUUCUCUAAUAGCUAUGCUGGAUCUUUUGGCAGGUUGGUUUCCUUUGAUUUGUAGGAAACUCUGAAAUGUGUUUUUGACGGUCUCUCUUUCUCUGGACACUUGGGAAUUUAAAUAUUCCCAAAGAAUGAUCACAAAUAAUUUAUCACAAAGGUGUGUUUACUUUCUGUUUUCUUUUUCAUGUUUUUGAUAUGACUUCAAAUGUGUUUUGUCUGUUUAGAAACAUUUGCUAUUCAGGUGAAAAUACACAAUGCUUCUUUAUUCUGACAUGGCUUCUUUUAACCUCAACACCUACACCUAAAAUGUGCUGAUUUUUAUGUUUUCUUUUGUUUGUCUUUGGAAAGGAAAGGGGUUGAAUUACACAUAAACACCAAAAAUUAUUUUUUUUUACUCAUUAAACAAGAGCUAUCAGCAGUACUGUGUUUUUAGAUGAGAAAAAGUUAGGACACCCUAACCCCCUAAAGCUAGUCUUACCCCCUUUAGUUGAAAUGGCGUCAGUGAGAAGCUCCUUAUAGUCACCUACGAGUCUCUGACAUCGGCCUGAGGAAGGUGCCACAAUCCUCACUUUCCACUGUGAGAUGUUUGAGUAGGUUCAUGCAAGUACAGUUUGUUUCAAGUCACCUAACAGUAUCUGUUAGUGAGAUCAAGACCUGAGCUUUGACUUGGCCAUUGUUUGCUUUCGCUUUCCGAUUUUUUUUUAGCCAGUCCUGGAAAUUGGUUUGUUUGAUGGUUCCACAUUUUCCUAAACAUUCUUCUGAUACAUGGUAGAAUUCAUGGUGGAUUCUUUGAAGAUAAGUUGACCAGGUCCUGCUGCAGCAAAACAUCCCCAAACCAUGACACCUCCACCUCCAUGCUUCACUGGUGGUAUGAGGUUCUUUUCCUGUAAUGCUGUAUUUGGUUUAAGCCAAACAUGUCCUCUGUUAUGGUGUCCAAAUAAUUUAAUUUCAGACCCACAUUUGUUUCUCAUGAUUGUAAAUUAAUGAAAGAAAUUCUACAUUUAUUAAAAUUUUAUUAAAAAAAAAAGAAAAUAUGAAAAUUGUUUGAUUAAAAUAAAUCGAAGUAUUUUAGAGGUUGGUAUCAAAUCUCACAUGAGGAAAACUACAAGGAUGAAUAAUUUAACCCUUUCAGGAGAGGAUUUGAAGAUCAUGCAUCUGUUUUCACCUCUUCAAAAUUAAAAUGUUAAUCUAUAUUUUGAAAUUAAAGCCAUAUUUGCUCUCAGGUAUAAUAGAUGAUCUUAAAUGUGCCCUUUUUAGUUUCUUUUGAGUUUUGUGAGUUUUGCUCUGUAUAACUUUUGCUUGUUUUUGCCAAAAUUGUUCUGCUUUUUCUGGUCAUGAUUUUUUACUUCUUAAAGAUUUUUCCUUUAAUGUUUUCCAAGACAGUGUCACAUAUCUGUUCAGAAAACCUUUCUAAAGAUUUUCUGGUGCUGUUAGUCAGUGACGAUGACUACAUUUAAGGGCUCACCUAUCUUUUUUUCCUUGCCAUGUCAGGCUGUUUUGUCAGCUACAUUUGCACGUGCCUGUAAAGCUGUACCUUAAACACAUACGGAUGUCUUAACAUGAGACCCAACGAGCAGUUUGUGCUGUAUGCAACUUUGAGCCUUUUUCCUUUAUGAAAUAAACUGCCACAGAAAGAGGAUUUGGGUAUAAUGUGAUUAUUAGAGAUUGAUCAGGAUGGAAACAUAAAGGUCUGCAAAAAAUGAAAGACAUGUAACGGAUUUCAACCUUUGCUGGAAUAUUUGAUCAAGUUUAAGCAAGUUUUUUUUUUUUUUUUUUUAAGUUCAUUUGAUACGGAGUUGCUGCUAUUUAUGUGCUGAAAAAUGCUUGGUAUAAAAUCACAUCAUCCUGUACUGUAGUGGGUGUUUUCCUGUUUAUUUUUUUUAUUUUCUCUAUUGUUUGCUUGUGAUGAUGAGGCCAUGGAAUGGUCUUCAGUUAAAUAUCUUAAGUUGAAAUAUGUCCUUAAUUGUACUUUUUCUCCUUUCACCUCUGUUUUUUAUGUUUAAAGCAAUAAUGCAAAAAAUGUUAAUAAAUUAAUAUUUAAACUCA